This is a messenger RNA of Parnassius mnemosyne (clouded apollo), 774 nucleotides long. The record is from the annotation of a GenBank genome assembly. Lineage: Eukaryota; Metazoa; Arthropoda; Insecta; Lepidoptera; Papilionidae.
AUGAAUUUUUCUUUAGUAAAAAAUGUUUUAAAGUAUGCCUCUGGCUUCUGUUAUCGUACGAAAAAUGUAACGAGUAUGUGCGCUUCGUCAGUUAUUACAAAAGGCUUUCAUACAACUCCUUCUAACAGUGAUUUGAUGGAAUUUUUCGACAUUAAGAAAAAUUGGAAUGAAACGAACAUACGAGUUGGAAGAGCUUGGAAAUUGGAUGAAUUAAGAAUAAAAUCCAAUGUCGAUUUACAUAAACUAUGGUAUAUAUUACUAAAAGAACGAAAUAUGCUUUAUACUAUGGAACAUGAAUGCUACGAAAAAGUGCGACUGUUUCCUAAUCCUGAAAGAAUUGAUAAGGUGCAAGAGUCAAUGAACAAUAUUGAAACUGUAAUAAGAGAACGUAAUAUUGCAUAUUACAAGCUAGAAACAGGUGAGACUGGAGAACGCCCUGUUGAAGAUGUAGUGAAUAUGUUUGGUUUACCUGAAAAAUAUAAGAAACAAGAGUACCACAUACCACAAUUUAUGAACAGUCGUUGGGUUAGACCUUAUUUAGAACAUGGAUAUAUUAACAGUCUUGCAGUAAAGAAGUUUUAUCGGUUAUAUAAGGAAAAACAAUAUAAUGAAACAAGAAGAGCUCGCAAUAGAAAUUUCAAUCAUGUUCAACAUCUCCUGAAACGCUUUCCAAAUAUGGAUUUGGAAAAGUUAAAGGCAGAAUACCCUGAUGUCGAUAUUGAAAAAGCUAAGCAUACAAAGAAAGCUAGGGGCCACUUUUUGCCUAAAUAUUAA